UCACAUAAUAACAGUAAUACGUGUCUAUGUCGUGUGAGAGGGUGGUUAUAUAAAGUCUUGAACCUAGUGAGAACAUAAGGAAAGAGCGUUGAAACAAAUAUAUCAAAAGGAAAAUGAAAGGUGAGUUUAUCACAUUGGCUCUAAUGUCUAUACUAUUAGCCUUCUCGUUUGUCUAUGGAGGAGGAGAGUCUGAAAGCCCUACUCAUUCUGCGGCCAGCCCGAGUAGUGAUCCCACCGGAGGAUCCAGCGGUGCAAGCGGUUCGGCUCAUGGACCUAAUUGGGGAUAUAAUUGGGGAUGGGGAUCAACCCCAGAAGGUGGUUAUGGUUAUGGUUCUGGUUCUGGUUCGACCCCAGAUGGAAAAGGAAAGGGGACCGGAUUUGGGUUUGGUUCAGGUUCUGGUUCAGGAACUGGGUUUGGGUUUGGCUCAGGAGGAGGAGGAGGAGCCACAGGCGGUGGUUCUGGCCAUGGAAGUGGGACUGGACACGCAAGUGAAGGGGGUGGCGCAGGCGGUGGAAAUGGUGGAGCUUCUCCAGGUCGUAGAGAGAGAAGCCAACACCGCUAAAAUAAUAAGCAUUUCUUGUUCAUCUUAACACAAGCAUAGAUACAUAAGACUGGAAAAAGAAAAAUAAAAUUACCAUGGUUGGCACCACAUAUGUAUACUACAAUCUUAAUGCAUAAAUAAGGAUCAAAAGAAUAAUUAAAUAGUUGCGUGUUACCUCUGUACUUUGUAUCAUAACUAGACCUGAUAUAUCUUG
Brassica oleracea var. oleracea is the source of this 756-nucleotide messenger RNA. RefSeq lists its product as uncharacterized. Lineage: Eukaryota; Viridiplantae; Streptophyta; Magnoliopsida; Brassicales; Brassicaceae. The coding region runs from base 175 to 591 and encodes 138 amino acids. The transcript has a single exon. The record is from RefSeq and is a predicted model, not a curated record.